GUGCUUGUGUGGUUAGCGACGUUCGCGAGGAAAAGGGAUACACAACAACAUACACCCACGCAAGCGCAGCCGAAAGCCGUAUUUGGACGACACCAGCCGCGACAGCGAGCGUCGUGAUCGAUUAGUGUGUCGGUGUAAAAGUUUUUAGCAUCAAGGAGACGGGAAGGAAAUGGAUUCUACGCUCCACGAACUGCGUAAGGACCCGACGGCGGUGGCGGCGCAGCGGAACGGAAAUGGGAAACAAGCCGUACCGACGACGGCGACCGGAUGGUAUGAAAAUGGUUCGAAACACGACAGUCAAGUGCAGCGGCCACGCAGACUGUCCUUUAAUGGAUCCGACAUGGAACUGUCCCAGCUGAAGGGAGCAAAGAUCGAUGGCAUCAGCAGCAGCACAUCAACUGCAACGGUCGUCGAUACAAAGCAUAUGCUGGUUCUGCUUGCCCUUGCUACGACAAUUGCUGUUUCCGUCCGCUACCUGCUUCCUACGGUGGAUGCAACGACGAUGCGCACGUUUGCGUCACAAUGUUUGGCCGCACUCGGAAGCUUCUGGCAAGAUCUGAUGGAACGGUUCAGUCGCCUCCGACCUGCUAUGACCACCUGGACUAUGGAGAGUGUUGUGCCGCGAGCCGAACAGACGGCGCACGUACUGUAUGCCCUGGCAUUCGGAUUGCUGGUGUCCGCGUUCACUUGGUACGUUAUCUAUCUGGACAGCAGUAUUCCCGGCGUUAAUCCUCCGACACCGUUUUCUGCUUCCAAAAAUCGUUAUCGGGGUGGCUCGAGGACAGCCGAACGUCGAUUCCAUCUCGGCUACAUAACCGCAAUGGUAAGCGGUUUGGUAGUGUUUCUGAUUGUGCUGCUAGGAGAGUAAACGCCGCAACCCGCCAUAAAGUGCCUUAAAGAUUGCGUUAUCCACGUGAAGCGACCCGGAUCAGCGAUGGUACGCUAUCGAACAGGGUAGUGAAAUGAGUUCCAUGCAUCGAGCCAAUAUUUAUUUCAUAUUUUGUAUGUUAUUACAAACUAACGCCAAUACAUUCAUAUUACACGUUACGUUCAAGUAAUGGAAGUAGCAAGGCAGCAAAGAGGUGAUGGUAGAGGUCACAAAGUUAACCAUUUCGAUGAGCUUCGGCAACGUAAACGCUUCUUUUCUUCUCGUAAAAGUACGCGCUAGUUCCCGGCCCAGUUCUUCGCUUUAAUUUGCUCGUGUGUAAAUAAUCCUUUGCUCUAUGGUGGUGGAGUGAGACACUUAAGUAGAAUUAGAAUCCAUACAACCGCCUAACCUAAACAUGGCUUUAGUACAAAUCGAGAAAUCGUCGUGUUAUCUACACGGGCCCACGGUAGGCCAGCCUCUUAUUCUCCUUAUUGAAAAUAUAGAAAA
Molecule: messenger RNA, 1375 nt
Organism: Anopheles darlingi
Lineage: Eukaryota; Metazoa; Arthropoda; Insecta; Diptera; Culicidae
Exons: 4
Coding region: 170-868 (232 amino acids)
Source: RefSeq, a predicted model, not a curated record